AUGUCUGAUUAUGCCCGUCCUAACUUGGACGGAACUCACUCAAGCAUCCGAAGGCCCAAUAUCGAAGCCAACAACUUCGAAAUCAAAACUGGGAUGCUACAAAUGAUCCAAAAUCGGGUGCAAUUCAAUGGGAUGCCCGACGAAGAUCCCAACACUCAUAUCAAGAAGUUUCUGGAGCUCUGUGACACCAUCAAAAUCAAUGGUGCAUCCAUCGAUGCUAUUCGUCUUCGACUGUUCCCGUUCUCUCUAGACAACAGAGCACGGGAGUGGCUUGACGGUCAACCACGGAAUUCCAUCACGACGUGUGACGGGUUGGCUGAAAAAUUCUUAGCCAAAUAUUUCCCACCAAGCAAGACGGCGAAGCUGAGGAACGACAUCGCCGCCUACCGCCAAGAAGACUCUGAAACUCUCUACGAAACUUGGGAGAGAUUCAAGAACACUCUCAGGAGAUGCCCUCAUCACGGCAUUCCCCAUUGGCUGCAAAUGCAAACCUUCUACAAUGGGCUAAAUCCAGAGACGAAACAAUCAAUUGAUGCAGCAGGGGGUGGCACCAUCAACAACAAAACACCUCCCCAAGUAGAGCAGCUAAUCGAAGACAUGGCAAUGAAUAGCUAUGAAUGGUAUUCCCCCCGAAACAAGUGCCGACCACAGCCAACCAGAAGUGCUGGACUACACCAAGUCGACCCAGUCACAGCCUUCGCCACACCAGUUGAAAACCUCAACAAAAAGUUCGACCAGCUCACUAUAUCCGGCAAGGUGUUCAAGUGCGAAUGGUGUCCUGAUGACCACAACACUACCGAGUGCAAGUUGAUCUGCUCAACAUCUACCACCGAGCAUGUUGAUUAUAUCAACAAUCCUCAGAGGAGCGUAAAUCCAUAUAGAGGCACAUACAAUCCAGGAUGGCGAAACCAUCCAAACUUCUCUUGGUCCAACCAAGGGAAUCAACGAGCUCCACCCGGAUUUAAUCAAGCAUCAUCAAGCAAUUCCAAUCAGCACCAUCAACAACUGCCACCACAAGAAAAGAAAUCUAGUCUUGAAGAUAUGAUUGGCAAGUUCAUCUCCAUCUCCGACUCCAAAUUCCAAGCUUUAGACAAAUACAUUUCCGUCUCCGAGGAUCGAUUCCAAAACCUCGAAGCGGGCCAACGACAUCUUCAAGCUUCUGUGCAUAAUUUGGAAACACAAGUUGGGAAAAUAGCCAAGCUGCUUUCUGAGAGGAAUCAAGGCAGCCUGCCGAGCGACACCGAAAUCAAUCCGAAGCAGAAGCAACAUUUGAAGGCCAUCUCACUCCGGAGCGGCAAAAAGUUGCAACCAAGCAACUCCCUUCAAACCGACAAAGAUACAAAUCCAGAAAAAGAUGCGGACACCACUCAGCCCCAAAAGCUCGUGGUGCCAGAAUACAAGCCGAAAAUUCCAUUCCCAUGA
Messenger RNA from Linum trigynum, 1422 nucleotides. Lineage: Eukaryota; Viridiplantae; Streptophyta; Magnoliopsida; Malpighiales; Linaceae. The record is from the annotation of a GenBank genome assembly.